This is a messenger RNA of Neltuma alba, 1505 nucleotides long. Its product is annotated as spermidine hydroxycinnamoyl transferase-like. Gene Ontology annotation, molecular function: acyltransferase activity, transferring groups other than amino-acyl groups. The transcript has a single exon. Bases 1 to 1389 code for a protein of 462 amino acids. The record is from RefSeq and is a predicted model, not a curated record. Lineage: Eukaryota; Viridiplantae; Streptophyta; Magnoliopsida; Fabales; Fabaceae.
AUGGUUACCACUCUCUCUUCUCGCACUGUUACUCCUGCUGCUCCUACACCCUCUCUUACCUUACCUUCCUCCUUGUGUGAACAAAUCAAGCUUCCCACUCACGCACCUCUCCUCUACGUCUACAAAUCCAAUACGCCUCGUCAACAUCUUCAACCCCAUCACAUUCUAGUCACUUCUCUCAGCCAAGCUUUGGUUCCUUACUAUCCCCUUGCCGGCAGAUUGUCUUGGUCCGCCGCCGGGGGCUAUCGAUGGGAACUCCGUUGCAACGCCCAAGGAGCUCACUUCUAUCAAGCCUAUUGUCACUCUACUUUGGAUGAUCUGGGUGACUUUGCGCCUGCCCAAAUCGUUCAAGAACUCAUCCCAGACAUUGACUAUAGUUGUCCCAUCGAACAAGUUCCCCUGCUAGCAGUGCAACUCACCAGAUUUUCAUGCGGCGGUCUCACCGUCGGCGUGGCCAUGUGUCGCGCUGUCAUUGACGGAACCGCCGCCAUGCGUUUCGUCAACUCAUGGGCUAAGUUAGCCAGAGGAGAGCUUCUGGGUUCAACCGAAAUGCCAUUCAACGAUCGAACAGUGCUAGAUUCAUGCAAACUGAAUAAGACGCCACGUUUUGACCAUUCCGAGUUUCGCCCACCCCCACUUUGGGAAGGUCGCCGCUUAGAAGGACCAGAGCACGAAACUAACACGGCUGUUCUUGCUUUGAAGCUCACGAGAGACCAAGUCAACAAACUGAAGAGGAAAGCCAGCGACUUUGCUUCACCUAAUUAUAAACGGCCAUACAGCAGUUUCGAGGUGAUCUCGGGUCACGUAUGGAGGUGCGUCAGCAAGGCACGUUAUGCCGGCAACGACGACCAGCCAACGAGGUUGUCGACGCUGGCCAACUGUAGAAAUCGCCUCAAACCGCCACUUCCUAGUGGUUACGCAGGGAACGCAGCUUUUCCAACUGUUACCUCAACCUGUUCCUCUCACGACCUCAUGGAGAAGCCUUUGAGUUUUGCGGUAGGGAAUGUAAGGGAAGCACUAGAGAGGCUAACGGACGAGUAUGUGAGGUCUGCUCUUGAUUAUAUUGAGAGGGAGAAGGAGAUGAAGGUGGCGAGAUACAAUUUUCACUACCCUGCGAAGAGUGUAUAUGAAGGGGAAUUUAGGGGGAAUCCGAAUCUGUUUGUGGUUAGUUGGAUGAAUUUUUCAUAUCGUGAGGCGGAUUUUGGGUGGGGAAAACCGGUUUAUUUUGGUCCAGGCUUCAUGGAUUCUGAAGGGAAGGCUUUUGUUUUGAACAGCUCUGAUGGGGACGGCGUCGUUGUCGCCAUUUGUUUGCAGGCACUCCAUAUGGAUGCUUUCAGGAGAUGGUUUUACGAGGAUAUUGAGAAGGUCUUUCACAUCUCAAAGUUAUGAAAUUUAUUAAUCGAACCAACUGAUAUUGCUUUAUAUUUUGUAGGGUUAGGAACCAACUGGUUCCUAUUGCUUCAUAUAUUUGACCCAAUAAAAAAGGAUACUGCUUUAUAUGUUGU